This is a messenger RNA of Symbiodinium sp. CCMP2592, 1542 nucleotides long. The record is from the annotation of a GenBank genome assembly. NCBI's taxonomy places the organism in Eukaryota, Dinophyceae, Suessiales, Symbiodiniaceae.
AUGGCAGUGGGCUUAAAGCUCCUCCUGGCUCUGGCUCCCCAUGCGAGAGGCCAUGGCGCGAUGUACGAGCCUCCUUCGCGGAACAGCGCGGGCCUUUCGCUGCUGUCGCCCACAUGCCCUGGUGGGUCCUGCCAGUGGUACAGCCAAGGGUGCACCAUCGGCUGCCCGGAGAUCUCCGGGCUGCACGAGCCGGGCGAUGCCUGUGACCACCCAGCCGAGCCGACGCUGACCUGGGAACAUGAUGCCGAAUUCCUCCAGUACAAAGACGACGGCUACGGUGGCGAAACAAAGUACCAUCCUUGGCGUUAUCCAGGAGCGGCUCCGGUGGGGGAUCCUUGCGGCACCACCGCAGGUGGAAAGGAACCCCUCGGCCAGUUAGAUCCCCCUCCUGGCUUCGGGACGGGCGUGGACGGCUCCGACUUCAAGGUUCUCCCAAGCCUUCUAGAGCAGACUGUUUGGCAGCCUGGCGCAGAGGUCGAAGUGGCCUGGGGCAUCGCGGCGAAUCAUGGGGGCGGCUACCAAUACAGGCUCUGUCCUGCCGGCAUGGAGGCACUCACGGAGGAAUGCUUCCAGAGAAAGCCCUUAGAGUUCGUUGGUGACAAGCAGUGGCUGCAGUUUGGGAAUGGCUUCGACAAGAGCAAUCGGCUGGAGAUCAAAGCCAAGCGCGUUGGCGGGCAGAAAGUCAAGCCCGAAGGGUCGACGUGGACGAUGAACCCCAUCCCGGGAUGCAAGGAGAACGGCGGCCGAGCCAAGUCCACGUGUCUGGGACCCACCUUUGAACCUGCACCCGGGAGCGACAAGACUUAUCGCUACGGAGGGGGAUCAGCUCCAGGGAUCUACGGCUAUGGCUCGGGACGUUGUAUGGGCAACCUGUCCAAGACGCCAGAGGCUUUCUGUGACCCACAGGAGUACUACGAUGUUUCGUUUGACUUCGGCAUCGUAGACCUUGUGAAGAUUCCAGAUGACUUGCCAGAAGGACACUACAUCCUGGGAUUUCGCUGGGAUUGCGAGAUGACGAAGCAGAUCUGGAGCAGCUGCGCCGAUGUCAUCGUCAAGAAGGAUGCAAAGCCGACUCCGUCCUUCAGCAAGGGGAGAGAAUGCAGCGCGUGCUGCACUGGUGGUAUUUGCGGCCACUGCAAAGAGUGCCGGGACAAGAAGACAGGAGAGUGCGAAAAGUGCUGGAAGGUUCAGCCGUGGUGGGGUGGCCGCACUUUCUGGACCCCACGAUCGAAGGCCCUCCAGUGCCUGGGCGGAGUGGAGGAGGAGUACACGGCCGACCAGGAGCUCGAACCGGCGUGGUCACCAGGCUGCGAGAAGUGCUGGGACGAUCCCAAGGGUUGUGAGGCCCAUGUGCGUGGCGUCGACCGGGACCUUAUCAAAAAGGCAGACUGGACAAAGGAUUUGAUGUUCUACGGCGUCAUCACCCUGGCCAUCAUCGCCGGCGGGCUUAGCCUGCUGCUUUUGGUGAAUGCCUGUCGGAAGCCAGCCGCUCGUGCAGCCGGAGACGGGGGUUCGGUUGGCUUUGAGAUGAGAUCUGCCUGA